Drosophila sulfurigaster albostrigata is the source of this 8663-nucleotide messenger RNA. RefSeq lists its product as uncharacterized. The record is from RefSeq and is a predicted model, not a curated record. Gene Ontology annotation, molecular function: protein binding. The transcript is spliced from 6 exons. NCBI's taxonomy places the organism in Eukaryota, Metazoa, Arthropoda, Insecta, Diptera, Drosophilidae. The coding region runs from base 911 to 7360 and encodes 2149 amino acids.
UUUAGUUGAUAUUUGAGAAAAUUUGAGCGUGUGUCUGUCUGCGCGUGUUUGCGGUUCGUGAAAAUUGUUUAAAUUCAAUAAAUAUGUAGUAAAAAACUCUCAAAAAUAAACAAAUUACCGCAUGUCCGGCCGGCUGCAAUGCGAUGAGUUAACCGUAAAAAUGUAAAUACAAUAAAGGUGUAAUUUUCGUUCGUGUGCAACUUUCCGCAUCCACGACUACGUAAAGUGGAAUAAAAGAGAAAAAGAAAAGAAAAUAUCCUUGCCCACGCAGGAUAGGCGUACAAAGCAGACGCGAGAAUAAUGCGAAGCUGAAUCUGAAAUUGAUGGCGCAGUCAUAACAGUGAAAUAUAAAAUCCAAAGCGAAUGCAUUUUGUGUGAUUUAAAAAGAAAAACGAGUGAAAUGUGCAUCAUGCAACAACAACAACAACAACACAUUGCGUUGUGAAGUGAAAAAGCAAAGCAGAAAAGCGGAGAACAAACAAAACCAAACCAAACCAAAACCAAACAACACACAAACGCAAAGCGUGCGAGCGAGAGCGCAAGAGUAACCACUCUGCCUCCGUCGUUGUCGCUGCUGCCGUCGACUGCGUCGCGUCUGCCGUUCUUCACAACAAAUUAUCGUUUAAUUUCUUUCAUUUUUGCACAACACAACAACAAACCCAAAGCGGGUGACUUUUGUGUGCUGUGUGCAGUUUUUGUUGCGCUCUAAAGGGGGGAAAAGCGGCAGGAAGGAAGCAGCGGUGUUGCAACCACCACAGCAACCGGCACCGCACCCCAUACUCCAACAGCGAGUGCGUUGUUAUCAGGCGUUGAUAAAACUCCGACAGCAGAAAGGUCGCUGUGUCAUGUUUAGCUAAAGAGUAGUGAAAGGAUAACAAGAUAUACGUAAGGAAGAACAACAGCCAGAACAAUGUCUAAGCACGCUGACAACGAUAAUCUGCGCAAUGACAUCUAUGAGAAUCUGCCCUGUCAGGCGAUGUACAAUGAGUCUGUGCGCAAGAUGCAACAACAGCAGCAGCAGCCGCUGCCACAUCAUCACCAGCCGCAUCAUCCAAAGUCUACACAGAAUCACAACAGCAUUAGCAACAACAGCAGCAGCAACAUCAACAGCAAUCCCAAUGGCAACUCCAAUUCGAUGGGCAACUGCAAGCAACCCAAAGAGAUGUUGUACGCGACUCCGUUGCGCAAAUCGGAUCGUUACAAGAGCAGCGAACGCUCGACGCGUCAUGUAACAACUGCCCCUUUGCUGGAGGGCGUGGCACAGCAGGACACUAAACUUUCCAAUCUGCGAAGCUGCGAUUCCAAUCGUUUGGCCAGCGCACGCAAUGGAAACGCGGUGCAGGUCACAGAUUUAGAUGCUAAUGACGAUGAUGAUCAGCAGUUGCUGCUUGGUUGCGAAGGCGGCGAUGGCAAUGCUUCAACUAGCGCUUUAGUGGGAGGCUCCAAGUCGAACAAUCAACAGGUGAUGUCGCUGGGCGCAGGUGGCACUCCAAACAAACAGCUCGAGGACCGACGUAUACUUAAUUUCUUAAAGGACACAACUCAAGUGCAAAAGAAAUUAGAGAUAACUGGACGCGAUUGUCCCAAUGCCAGCUUCUCGAAUCUGGCACGUGAGGAGCACUUUGCCAAUCUGGUGCAGCAAAACUUUGCGCUGGAGUUGACGCAUGCUAAUGGCGGAGGAGGUGGUGGAGGAUCGGCGCCUGAGGAGGAUGGCUUGGAGCUGGACAAACAGCAGCCAGCUCAGGAGACCGCUGACAAUCUGGAGUCGCUGAUGCAGCGCAAGCAUUCACCGGACAAAGAGGUGAAUGGCAUCUCCCAGCACUUGGAGCACACCAAUCAUCGCAUUGUGAGCACUGUUUACAUACAUCGCGAAUGGGUGCUCAAGAAGAUUGCACUGUGUCUGGAACAGCGCACGGCGGGCAAGAAACCAAUGCCAGCUGCCUUAGGUGCUGCUUCGGCCGGUUAUGUUUCAGCGCGUGCCAAGGCAGCGGCCAUCUCUAGCUCCAGCUACAACGGUUGCUUGGUGUUGGGUUCCAAUGGCUCUGGGAAAACAUCGAUUUGUCAGGCCAUCAUGAAGGGCAAUUCGGGCACCAAGGGCAUCUUGAAUCGCAAGCUGCUCGCCUGCUAUCUGAUUGAAUCCCAGAAUCCCGAGUGUCACAGUUUGUCGCUGUUUAUGCGCAAGAUUGUGCUGCAGUUGCUCAGCCAUGCGUCGUUGAUCAGUCGCGAGGAUAGUCAGCGCAUUAUCGACGAGGGUUUCUCGUUUCUGCGUGAGGAAGCUGCGCAGCAGGAGUCCAAGUUGGAUGAGGCCAUGAACAACAUAACGCUCAGCGAAAACGCCGAGGAACUGUUGAUUGAGGAGCUGAAACGUGGCGCUAGCGAAUGCGACACCAAGGAGCUGGAUAACUUUCAGAAGCGACGCACUUCCACGGCUCAAAAGUCGAGCCUGAAGCGUCAGCAAUCAGAGCCAGCGCCAGCUGGUGAGCAGCUCACAGAGUUGGAUGAGAAGAUGGGCAGCAAUAGCUAUGGCACGCAUCCGCCCAAGCGUGGAGCGGCUGCAGUGCAGCAGCAGGAAUGUGGCGAGCAGGAUAAGGAUACAGGCAGCGAAAAGGAGCAGAAGUUGCUGCAAGAACAGAAGGAGAAGGAGAAAGAAAAGGACAAGGAGGCGCCCAAGAGCAGCCCGGUAAAGAGCAAGUCCAAAAUACCAGUGAAGCGUGGACGCAAUGGCAGUGGCGUCUCUUCGCCAGCCAAAGCCAUGGCAACUGCUUCAGCUGGCCUGAGCAAUGGUCAAGCUAUACAGCAAGGCGGUGGCGAGGACAUUGCCGAGCUGGUCAGCGAGCAGCUGAAGCAUGAGAUUGCAGCAGCCAUUGAAGAUGUCAAGCUGGAGCAGCCCAAAGAUGAUGAAGACAAACCUGAGGCGGAAAAAGAGACAGAGCAACAGCAGGAGACAACAAAAGAGGAGCCGGAAAAAUCAGAGGCAGAGCCGCUCAUUGAUUUUGACAGCAGCGUAGAAGCAGCUGAGCAGCCAGCCGAGGACUCAGAGGAUAAAAAGGAGUUGACACCCACAGCAGCAGCUCCGCCUGUGCCCGGCGACAAACCACGCGUGACAAACAGCACCAACACCUUGCCACCCCCGUUGCCCAAGACGAAGAGUUGUCGCACGAUCAUAGCCGAUGGCUACUACGAGCUGUUGAUGUCCAAUCCGGAGAUACUCGAGUGUCUCAGUGUCGAUAGCAUCGAGAAGAAUCCCGAUGAGUGCUUCAAGAAGGCGCUGCUAUUUCCGCUGCUGGAACUAACGCCACCGAAGACGGCUCUCUUGCUACUUAUCGAUUCGAUUGAUGAGAAUUACAUCAACGAUGGCAAUUUGAUCUCAACGCUGAAAGGCGGACGUGGCACGGUGACCAAUCACAAGAGCCGCAAUGUGGCCGAGUUGCUGUCGAAUCACAUUCAUCUGUUUCCCAAAUGGUUGUUCCUUGUCUGCACCACCAAGAAGCAAACGAAACAGAUUACGAAAAUGUUUACGGGCUUCAAGAAGAUAACCUUGGAUGAUCUGCGCAAAUCGCAUGUGGUCAAGGAUGUCCAGGAGUAUAUCAUCAACCGUUUGAAUACGGACUUUAAGGACAGCAUUAUGCUGACCAAGGAGAUCAUUGAAUCGUUACAUCAGUUGUACAUCAAGUCAAAUGGUUGCAUUUUGUACCUGGAGAAGGUGCUGCAUGGCAUUAAGGAUAACUUCUUUAGCUUUCGCGAGAUCAAGUUGAUUCCUUGCACCUUGAAUGGAUUGUAUUUGUACAUCUGCCAGAAGUCGUUUAACAAGAAGCAAUAUAUGAAGAUCAGGCCGCUGCUCAAUGUGCUCUUGGCCUCCUCGGGCUAUGUGGACAAGUUGUUUCUCUUCAACUGUUUACGCACACACAACUAUACUAUCGAUUGCCAGGAGUUUGAGAAGCGUUUGCAAUUGAUGCGCAACAUCUUGGCCUACGAUGCGAAUGCGCAACGUCUGAAGAUCUUUCACAAUUCGUUCGCUGAUUGGUUGGUGGAUGUGAAGUUUGCCACCAAGAAGUUCAUCUGCGAUGUCAACGAGGGACACGUUAUGAUCUCCAUGUAUUAUUUGCUGGUCGCUGAUACUUUGUGUGCGAAUACGGUGCGAAGAUUCGCCUAUCAUUUAAUCAAGUGUGGCGAGUAUUUGACCAAUCGACACAUUGAUUUGGAUUUGAUUUUAAUGCUGCUCGAGUCGCGUCUCAAUCUCAGCGAUUGCUUCUACACAAAUCACUUGAAUUGCUGUGCACAGUGUGAACAUGACUUCAAGACCGAUGUCAACUUUUUGCCCAAGACACGCUCGAUGCUCGAACGUUUCUUGGCCAACGAGCUGAGCGAACAGUUUGCGCAGUUCUUGUGCGAUUUCUUCAAGCCAAGUCUGCCCACAGACGCCAAGAUACUCAAGCUGCUCAUCGAGACGGGCAUCAACAAUGCCGAGGCUCAAACUUCCUGUGAAUCCUCGCUGAUGUCGCCCGAGUUGUCGGACAAAUCCCAGAACAUAGACUUUGAGCUGGCGGAUCUGUUGCUAUCCAGCGAGAAGAGUUGUCUGCUGGAGACCCAACGCACCGUGAGCCCCUCGGAGCACAGCGAACCGCCGCACGAGAGUCAGGAUGAGAAUGCCUCGAGCACGUUGCAUCAAUUGUCCGAUUCUCAUCAUAUUGAGCUGCACAAGGGCAAGGCUUUGAUACACAUUCUGGCCAACGAUGGCAAUCAUCAGCUGUUGGAGCGUGCGCUCAAUGCCUGCAAAAGUCCCAUUGACCUAGAGAUUGAGGACUACAAUGGACAGACUGCGCUCAAUAUUGCCGCAAGGAACGGUCAUCUGGAAGUGGUUAAACUGCUGCUGAGCUUCUCACAGCCGUGCAAUGAUGGCACUGGGCGUAUGAAGCGUGUGGAUGUGAAUCAUGCGGAUCGCGAUGGCUGGACUCCAUUGCGUUCCGCCUCCUGGGGCGGACAUAGUGAAGUGGUUCGAUUGCUGAUUGCGCAGCCCGCCUGCAAGAUCGAUCUGGCCGAUAAAGAGGGACGCACUGCGUUGCGUGCCGCCGCCUGGAGUGGCCAUGAGGACAUUCUCAAGCUGCUGAUUGAGUCUGGUGCCGAUGUCAACUCUGUGGAUCGUCAAGGUCGCACCUCGUUGAUUGCCGCUUCAUACAUGGGACACUAUGAUAUUGUGGAAAUACUGCUGGAGAAUGGCGCCAAUGUCAAUCAUCUGGAUCUCGAUGGGCGCAGCGCUUUAUGCGUGGCCGCCUUGUGCGGCUCCUCCGGCUACAGCAAAGUGAUCUCCACGCUGCUGGAUCAUGGCGCCAACACCGAUCAGCUGGACAAUGAUGGCAUGUCGCCGCUGCUCGUCAGCUCCUUCGAAGGCAACGCUGAGGUCUGUGAACUGCUGCUGGAGAAUGCCGCAGAUCCCGAUCUCGCUGACUUUAUGGGACGCACUCCGCUGUGGGCUGCUUGCACUGCGGGACAUGCCACUGUGGUGCGUCUGCUGUUGUUCUGGGGCUGUGGCAUCGAUUGCAUGGACUCCGAGGGACGUACAGUCCUCAGUAUUGGCGCUGCACAGGGUAAUGUGGAGACAGUGCGUCAGCUUCUCGAUCGUGGACUGGAUGAGACGCAUCGCGACAAUGCUGGAUGGACACCGUUGCAUUAUGCUGCCUUCGAGGGCUUCCAUGAGGUGUGUCUGCAGCUGCUCGAAUCGGGCGCCAAGAUCGAUGAGUGCGACAACGAGGGCAAGACGGCGUUACACUUGGCUGCCCAAGAGGGACGCUUGCGUUGUGUGCAAACACUGCUCGAUAUCCACUCGAGCUUUGUGGAUCAGAAGGCGCACGAUGGCAAGACAGCGUUCCGUUUGGCCUGCCUCGAGGGUCACAUGGAAACGGUCGAGUUCUUGUUGAAGUUCUGCUGCGAUGUCAACUCCAAGGAUGCCGACUCACGCACUACUCUCUACAUUUUGGCGCUGGAGAAUAAGCUGGACAUUGUCAAGUACCUGUUGGACAUGACCAAUGUGGAUGUCAACAUACCCGACAGCGAGGGACGCACGGCGUUGCAUGUGGCCGCCUGGCAGGGACACGCGGACAUGGUCAAGACGUUGAUUGAGGCGGGCGCCGAUGUUAACUCAAUGGAUCUGGAGGCACGCACACCGCUGCAUUCGUGCGCCUGGCAGGGUAAUCAUGAUGUCAUGAACAUUCUUUUGUACUUUGGGGCGCUUGCGGAUCAUGCCUGCAAACAGGGAGCCACAGCGUUGGGCAUUUCGGCGCAGGAGGGACACGAGAAGUGUGUGAUUGCGUUGCUGCAGUUUGGCGCCAAUCCCUACAAGUCGGAUCAUUGUGGACGCACGCCCAUUAAGCUGGCGGCCAAAUCCAGUCGCAACAGCAUACUCAAGAUCUUUGAGAGCUAUACCAAAAAUGAAGCUAGCAAUAAUCCCAACAAUGAUGCGAAAUUCCAUGCCAGCAUGCUGCGCUCUCCCGACCAGCCGCCUGCAUUGCCCCUGCACCAAAAUCUUGCCCCAUAUCCAGCGCACGCUUCUGCUUCCUCGGUGUGCUCGGCAGCCACAACGGCCACGGUGCACAAUGGCAGCAAUCUGCAGGUGCUGAACGCCUCCAGUUCCACGCACAGCUCAAACAACUUCUAUCAGAACACCAUGCAAUCGGACACGAGCAGCUUGCACAAGCGCAAAAGCGUUAUCUCUAGUCAAUCCACGGGCAGCAGCAACGAUCAAGCGCCGCUCACUUUCACGCAGCAGCUGCAGCGUCAGAGCAAGCUGAGCUCACGCAACAAUCUGAUGGUCAACUCGAAGCAUGCCUCGGGCUCUGGCACAGCGUCGGGAUCACACAAGGCCAGCAACAAUGGUCAACGUCACUCGCAGGUGCUGCCCGAUCUCAGUGAGCAUCAGCUAGCAAGUAAUAUGACUAAUGAGGCGGAUCUGUAUGACAUGGAGUGCAUGUCGCCGUUAUACGCCACACCGCCGCAUUCGCCUAGCAGCGAGUUGAGCUCGCCUGGCCAGUUGCCAGCACUAAAUGCCUUUGUGGAUGACGACAGAGCUGGUCCUAGCAAUGGCGGUUCAAAGUCCGCCUUGCCCGAUAAUCAUUUUGCGCGUGACACGCACAUGCGCAUUAUUUUGGGCAACCUUAAAGAGAAUCAGCCCAGUUCGUCUAGCAAGAGCAAGCGCAGUGGCGUUUCCAGCAACCCGGCAAUGAGGCUUAUUCGCAGUCGCUUCGAUUCGGCAGCUCAGCUGAUCAGACGCACCAACAACAUGCUCUCAUCCAGCAGCAAUCAGGGCUCAUCCAGCAUUGGCGUCAAAUCAGGCACCUUCCAGUGGCGCAAGGAGAGUCAGAUGUAAACAAAGACACAACCAUAGACACCCAUUUACACACACUCAAACACACGACACACUUGCAUACUCAAUUAUAGUAGUAGCUUGUAUUUUUGACCUUAUUAUUGAGUUCUUAUAUACUUUAUGGGAAAAAGUAUUUGUUUCUUGUGAUAGUUUCAAUUUUAGUAUACACACUUUUUUAUUAUGUAUUCUUAAUUUCAAAUAACUAAAAUACAUCUAGACCUAUUGCAAAAAAGAAAAGAAACAAAACACAACUUGUAGUUUAAGGCACGCGCAAAAAGUAUUAACGAUUAUUAUAUAAAGAUAUUUCAUUACAUUUUUGGCAUGCAAAAUCAAUCGUAGUCAACUCAUUAAACAAAAGUAGCAUCGAAAUUUCAAAUGAUACUAGAGAACUUAAAAGAACAACAAACAAAAAUCAAAGACGAAUAACGAAUACACAAUACACUUAGUACACAAGUUUGUUUUUAAUUUAUUAAUGGCAUAUGUUAAGCUUAACAAUGAAAUUCUAAUAUGUAACGAAUACUUUAAUUAGGCAGUUUUUAGUAGGAGAGAAAUCAAUAAGCGCCAUACUAAGCAACACAUUAAGCAUUAUACUUACUCUACAAAAUGGCUGAAUAAUAUUAUUUAUUUAAUACGAUUAUCUAGCAUGUUAGUUUCAACAUAGACAACUAAACUAAAUGAGUACGUAAAGCGAUUCUAAUGCGGAUUAUGUCAAUUUUUCAAAAAUGCAGCUUCGUAAUUUACCACAAAGUUUUCAUUGCCUUGUGUUGCAUCAUCUUAAUCAUCAUCACUUAAUGCGACCCGUUCCUGUUCCUAAACUAAUGUCAUUCUAAUUUGUUAACAAUCCCCUUUUAUUAAUACUGGCACUCUCAUAACGCAAGUCUCAGAUGGAAUAUUUUCUGAAACUCUACUCUCACUGCAAAGCAGCAAAACACACACAGAACACAUUGAAACAUUAAACAUAAAACAUUAACACAGGCAUAGACAACCAUACAACGUACUUGGCUAAAUCCAAAAAAAAUUUACAACUUUAACAGCGAAAUGUUGAUUCAAAAUGAAACAUUAAAACGUAAUUAAUUGUUAAAAAUAUACAUAAAUAUAUAUAUGAAUAUAUUUAUUUCACAAAAGAAAAAGAAAAUCGCAUAUUUACAAGUUAACAAACAAAUCAGAGUUAUUCAAAGAUACAUAUUAAACAUUAUAGAUAACCGAUAACAACAAAAACAACACACUGAAUUACACGAAUUGCAUGAGAAAGCAACGGGGUCGAAUGAAACCAAAGAUAAACAUUUAAAUUUGGAAGUAAUAUACA